AUGGGAAAGGGCCCGGAGUAUGCCACAGCUGAGUCUGUGGAGGCUCUGAAGGCUGAGCUGAAGCAACAAGCCAACUCAGCAUUAAAGAAGGACCAAGCUGCGAAAGCAUGCGAAAAGAGGAUUGAAAGCAAUCAGAAUAAGAUCACCGAAUUGCAGGUGACCUUUGAUGAACAACAGACCAAAUUGCAGGCACAGGAAGGUGCAGUGAAAUCAAUGCAGGAGCAGAAUGCCAAGCUUCAGCAAGACUUGAACAUUGAGACAGAGAAGCUUCAAAGCCUUCAGAGCGAGAAUGAGGAGCUCAAGAAGGCCGUCUCAAGUGUUGAAGCCUUGGCAAAGCAAAACUACGAAGCAUUGCAGGAGAUGCAACGUCAGGCACGGGAAGAGCAGAUGGAAGAGUUGAAGAAAGCUCGGGAGGAUUUGCAGAAACAUGCGUUGGAAGCAGCUCGCAAGGAUGCCACUGAGGCCAAAGAUGAAGCCAAAAAGGAAUUGGAGGGAGCGAAAAAAGUCGUUCGUGGAGAGAUGAGCCAAGGCCUCGAAAAGCUGGAGAAGAAUCUCACCGAAAGCAUGAAGGAGAGCUUCAAUGCGCUUGACAAGAACGUGAGGGAAACGAGACUAGCGCUUGAGGCACAGUGUGAUGCUGUGAUGACAGAGACCAGGCAAAAGCAGGAGGCACUGGAGGAAUCCUUGGGCGAGCGCAUCAAGCGCGUGGAAGAGGAAACCCGAGAGCAAAUGGAAUUGCAGCGGGCCGAGGAGAAGAAGUUGCGAGAAGCACUGGAGGAGAGCCUCACAGCUGAGCUGAACAGCUUGGAUUUGAAGUUCUCAGAGAGGUGUGAGGAUUUACUCGAGCGUCAGCUGAAGGACUGUGAGGACUUGCAAGAGCUCCGACGGGAGGCCGAGGCGCGCUCUGCGGCGGUGCUCGCUGAGGGCCGGGCCACCGCCAGUCUGCUGCAAGGUGAGACGAUUCGGCUGAACAGCUUCUGUCGCGGGGUCUCUGGCCUGCCCACCAGGCAGGUGGAAUGGCGGUUGCAUGAAGAUACCGUGAAGCAGUUAGAAAAGCUGCAAGAAAUCCGUGAAGAUACAAGUGAUGAUCCCGUCUUGUCGGGAGAUGCACAGAUCAGCUUCUUCUCUCCAGCCUUUGAGGCUGCGGGCACGAGCGGCUUACAAUUAGAGCUGCGAGUGCACACCAAGAAUGGAGCUGAACGCGGAGAUGAAGAAGAUGGCUCUGGCAAUCAAUGUUCCUUGUACUUAUGGGCUUCUGCUGGCUUGCAGCUGGUCUUCCGCCUCUUCCUGGGAACUGAGUCCGUGAUCCUGCGUCAUAGCUUUGAUGGCAAGACGCCUUGUGGCUUGAAGCGGAUGGGCUCCAUUCUGGAGCAAAAGUCAGUGGACGGCUCGCUUCGUUUGGGCAUCGAGAUCCAUGAGUCUUUGGUGGAAAGUGUCGCUUCUGCUGGCAGUCACUCCAAUCCAAUGGCAGCAGCAGGAGAGCCACAAGGACCCGUGGAUGGCACACUGUCAGUGCAGCGCUACCUGAACCACCGGUUGCUUGAAUUGAUGCAGUCACAAGGGCGGGCUUUCUUGGAUCAGCUUCACAAAAAGGUGGAUGUGAUGCGCUCAAGGGCUGUCCGCCGUGUGCAGUGGCGCUUGGAGAAUGGGCCUUUACUUUUUCAGACUUUUGCCAAAGAACAAGCUGUGCGAAGUACAGCCUUCCAAGCAGCUGGCAUCAGUGGAAUGCAACUGGUUUUCUAUCCGCAAGGCUGUGCCGGUGCAAGGCCCGGCUUUUGCUCCUUCUUCUUGAGCUGUCCGCCCAACGUGACCUUGCGCUGCUGGCUUUGGGCGGGGCGAUGGCGCCGCGAGGCGCGGCCAGAACCGGUGGAGCAGCCCGACUUGGUGGGGCGGGUAAACUUCGCUCGCUUUGAAAAUAUCAUCGACCCGGUGGAUGAAUCCGUGGAUUUGGUCCUCGAGAUCGAAGAAGCUCAACAGACCUCAAAGGCUACCAUGAGCAGCCAACCCGUUGCCUUGCCUUUGGAAGAUUCUUCCUAUGAGCGAAGUGAGAUGAACAGAUCCAGCACCAUGGCAAGCCCACAGAUGGUGCCGUCCAACAACUUCCAUCGAUUUGGACGACGCAAGGCCUUGGGCCAGCUGGAGCUGAAGAUGCGGGCGGCUGAAGCUGAGAUGCAGAUCCAAGGCGGCUCGGGCAAUGAGGAGUGGAGAAAUCUUCUUCAGCAUUGGCAGACUCUUCAGAAAGACAUCACGAAGGCACAUGCGCAAGCUGCAGAGCAAGAGCAGAAUCUGCUGCAAGGAUGCGAAGGGGAUGAUUUGGCAGUCUCAGAGGACCAGAGGGAAGCCGUCGACAAGGAUACCUUGGGCACCAAAGCAGUGGUCGGCUUUGAGGACGAGAGGCUAGCAGAGGGAGACAGGAAUCCGGGGAACGCCCGGGCUCGGCCUGCUUGGAGCCUGAAGGCUGGUGGUGCUGAAGGUGCCACAGAAGAUGGUGGCCGUGACGCUCCUUCGGGCAGGCUGACACCUGGCGAGUGUGAUCAGCUGAUUUCGGUCCUUGAAUCGAUCCAGGAAAGCUUUCAGGGUGGCGGCUUCGAAGCGGCAGCGAAGCUUGGUGCUGCUGCGUCUGUCUUGCUUGGAAAUGGCAAAGGCAGCGGAGAUGCUCGCUUCUUAGAGCGAAUUGCAAGGCUCUCAGCGAGCGACCGAAACGCUUUGCUGUCGACGAUCACGGAUGUGCACCAGAAGCUGAAUGCUGGCAAUGCUGACGCAGAGUCAUUGCGAAAGUUAGAAAAGAUUUUCUCCGCAGUGGGCUUGGAGUGGCAACCUGGACCUGGGAUGCUCGAGCAGGACUUCGAGGAAGCUCUGGCAACGGCUCAGAAGAGAAUGGGACGCUUGGAGGAGCGCCUGGAACUUCAGCGAGAGGGCUUGCAGCGGUGGAGACGCAAAAGUGUUCAGGCAGCGCCUGUGCUUGCUGGGCACUCCCUCUUACAUCAGAGUAUGCUGGAGGCUUCAGCCCGAGAACGCAACAAGUGCUGGGCAGAAUGCGAGAGGCUGCAGGCGGGCUGA
This is a messenger RNA of Durusdinium trenchii, 3060 nucleotides long. The record is from the annotation of a GenBank genome assembly. NCBI's taxonomy places the organism in Eukaryota, Dinophyceae, Suessiales, Symbiodiniaceae.